Molecule: messenger RNA, 372 nt
Organism: Parnassius apollo (apollo)
Lineage: Eukaryota; Metazoa; Arthropoda; Insecta; Lepidoptera; Papilionidae
Source: the annotation of a GenBank genome assembly
AUGCCACGAUUGGCAAUAGCCAAUGGAUUGAAGUUUCCAGAUAUUCCGGAUGUUUUGAAUGAAUUAACUUCAAUGGAGGAGAGAUUACGUAAAUUCUGUUAUAAACAUGGUCGAAAAGAACAAGUCCGCCCGGAAAUCAUACGGAGGGCAGCGGAAUAUUUAGUAACGUGUGAUCUGUUUCGAACAUAUGAUAUAGAACUUGAAGGUUCAUGGACAAAUAAUGAACCUGAAGACACUGUUGAAUGUACCUGUAGUUCACCUGAGCAGGAGAGCAAUAUUGAUGAGAUUCCUGAUGUAAAUCCUGGUGGCACAGAAACUCUGUUAGAUGAAAACCAAGACCUAACAAUAGUUAGUGGCUCCAGGAGAAGGUGA